This is a messenger RNA of Microcebus murinus (gray mouse lemur), 1771 nucleotides long. RefSeq names its product olfactory receptor 2A1/2A42-like. The record is from RefSeq and is a predicted model, not a curated record. Gene Ontology annotation, molecular function: olfactory receptor activity; G protein-coupled receptor activity. Gene Ontology annotation, cellular component: membrane. Lineage: Eukaryota; Metazoa; Chordata; Mammalia; Primates; Cheirogaleidae. Gene Ontology annotation, biological process: G protein-coupled receptor signaling pathway.
UCAUCUUCAAAACCUCCUGAAGGUUUGGAGAGUGAAACAACAUAAAAAUUCAGGAAACUCUAACAAAUUCACACAUUUGGGUAGCUGUAAUACUCGUGUGGCCCUAGGAUAUGACUUUACAUAUAUGAUCCUUUUAGUUAUGAAAGUAUUUCCUAUUUUCACCUUAACCUUGAUCUCACUAUCUCUAUGUUUUUUUUUUGUUUGUUUUUGUUUUUUUUUUUCAGAGACAGGAUCACUCUUCUGCCCUCUGGAAGAAUAACAACUUUGGAUUCUUCACGUCUCUAUAGAAACCAUGCUGGUGCAAGUGAGACCUAUUUUCUCAUGCACUACACCAAGCUCUCAUGACAAUUGGGAAGGUACCCUGUGGAGGUGAUGAAUUAAUAAAGCCUUCUUCUCAAAGACAACGUGAAGAGCUAAGAUCCUUCCUUGAUGGUUCUCAGGCAAGCAGCAAGGCUUCCAAAGCCGUCAGUAAAUUCAGCCACCCUGUAGGAGUGUUUGCCUUUGCUGCAUGAAGAUUAUCGAGGUCCUACAACAGUCAUCUCUGGGAACCCAGAUUUCCUAAUUGCCUUUUGAAAUGGGGGAAAACCAAACAAUGGUUACACAGUUCAUCCUCCUGGGAUUCCUUGUGGACAGAAGGAUUCAGAUGCUUCUCUUCGGGCUCUUCUCCCUGUUCUACGUCCUCACCCUGCUGGGGAACGGGGUCAUCCUGAGACUUGUCUGCCUGGACUCCAGACUGCACAGCCCCAUGUACUUCUUCCUCUCACACCUGGCCAUCGUGGACAUCGCCUAUGCCUGCAACACGGUGCCCCAGAUGCUGGUGAACCUCCUGGACCCAGCCAAGCCCAUCUCCUUCGCUGGCUGCUUGACACAGACCUUUCUCUUUUUGAGCUUUGGACAUACAGAAUGUCUUCUCCUGGUGGUGAUGUCCUAUGACCGGUAUGUGGCCAUCUGCCAUCCCCUCCGAUAUUCCGUCAUCAUGAGCUGGAGAGUGUGCAUUGUCCUGGCCAUCACUUCUUGGGCAUGUGGGUCCCUCCUGGCCCUGGUCCAUGUGGUUCUCAUCCUGAGGCUGCCCUUCUGUGGGCCUCAUGAAAUCAACCACUUCUUCUGUGAACUCCUGUCUGUCCUCAAGCUGGCCUGUGCUGACACCCGGCUCAACCUAGUUGUUAUCUUUGCUGCUUCUGUGUUCAUCCUGGUGGGACCUCCCUGCUUGGUGCUGGUCUCCUACUCGCGCAUCCUACUGGCCAUCCUGAGCAUGCAGUCUGGGGAGGGCCGCAGAAAGGCCUUCUCCACCUGCUCCUCCCACCUCUGCGUGGUCGGGCUCUUCUUUGGCAGCGCCAUCGUCAUGUACAUGGCCCCCAAGUCCCGCCAUCCUGAGGAGCAGCAGAAGAUCCUUUUCCUGUUUUAUAGCUUUUGCAACCCCAUCCUGAACCCCCUGAUCUACAGCCUGAGGAACGCAGAAGUCCAGGGUUCACUGAGGAGAGCACUGUGCAAAGAAAGUCAUUCCCAACUGGGGCGGGGUGUGAAUCUCCAGUCUCAGUAGUCUCCUGGAAUCUUGAGUACUGAUGAUCACCUAAGUUCACCACUCUCUUUGUAUUUGCAAAGUAUUCCCUCAGGAAGUAUUUAGAUUUUGCUACAUUCAUUAUGCUUACUAUACUUAACAACUUUUUUCAUUUAACUGCUUAUUGAAUUGAGAAUAUCUAAGGGAAAAGUUUAUUUUGUACAGUGCUAUGGUUCCUAAACGUUUAAAGUUUAGGAACCAUACACAUUAACU